Messenger RNA from Eupeodes corollae, 3191 nucleotides. Its product is annotated as solute carrier family 22 member 3-like. Gene Ontology annotation, cellular component: membrane. Lineage: Eukaryota; Metazoa; Arthropoda; Insecta; Diptera; Syrphidae. Gene Ontology annotation, molecular function: transmembrane transporter activity. The record is from RefSeq and is a predicted model, not a curated record. Gene Ontology annotation, biological process: transmembrane transport. The coding region runs from base 215 to 1927 and encodes 570 amino acids. The transcript is spliced from 6 exons.
UGGCGGUGGAGGUAUCAAGACAAACUUGUUCAAACUUAUCAAACUUAUUCAGCUUAUUUCGCUAAGCGACUUCAGUCGUGAACUUAUAACGGCUGGCACAACUUGUGCUCCGAGUCUCAAUGUUGUGAAGUAGACGAUCUUUUUAUUAAAACCAACAACUUUGAGACUAUCUACUCGUUUAUUAAAUUAUUGGAUUAAGUGAACCAAAACAAUCAUGACUGGUGUUAAAAUAAGUGCUUCGGCUGGGACGCCUACGGCCACCAUAACGACAACAUCUUCUACACCAACAACGGCACCUAAUACUUUUCAAUCAGAAGAUUUCAGCUUAGACGCGAUUCUAGUUCGAAUCGGACAGUUCGGAAAAUUCCAAUUAAUCAAUUACCUUCUAAUAUGCAUUCCUAUGCUCUUCAAUGCUAUAUUCUCCGUAACAUACGUCUUCACUGCCAGCACAGUGGUUCAUAGAUGUCGUGUUCCAGAGUGUGACGGACCUGAUAGUGCUUAUCUAGAACCAUGGACGGAAUUUUCAAUCCCAACUAAAUCAGGAGGUGAUUUGGAUGAUUGUAAUCGCUACGUGCCCUACAAUAGCAGCUUCCAAGCUGAUUUCUGCUACGCGGAGAAUUUCGAUCGAAAUAACGCUGAGAAAUGUGGAAUUGAUUUUAUAUUUCGUGAUAAGGAAGUGUCCAUUGCUAAUGACUUUAAUAUUUAUUGCUCGGACGAAUGGAAAUUAUCGAUGGUUGGGACGAUCAAUAAUGUUGGACAAUUUAUUGGAAUACCAUUGGGUGGAUAUUUUGCAGACAGGUAUGGCCGCCGAACCAUGUUGGCAGUGGGAGGUUUUCUGAGUGCAGUGAUGGGAAUUAUUCGCUCCUUCUCAACGGACUAUUACAUGUUCCUGGCGUUUGAGUUCCUUGACAAUGUUUGUGGCAGCACUCUGUACGCAACAGUAUUUAUCCUCUCCCUAGAACUUGUCGGUCCAAAGGUACGAGUUCCGGCCUGUUCGAUUAUUACAAUAUUCUAUGCCAUUGGUGAGGUGCUACUUGCAGUGGUCGCUAAAUACUAUCCAAAUUGGCGAACUAUCCUCCGAAUACUAUACAUUCCUGCAUUGGCCCACAUUGCCUUCCUGUGGAUUCUUCCUGAAAGUGUUCGAUGGUUAUUGUCACAAGGUGAAGAAGAAAAAGCCACAAAAGUUCUUCAGAAAGUAGCAAAAGUUAACAAGCGCAAACUAUCCGAUCAUAGUAUUGAAAAACUUCUUUUGGCAAAUAAGUUCAAGUUAGCUCAAGCUGAUGAAGGAAAGUUUCCAAUUAAAGAAGCCUUCAAAACACUUUUCUGGCGGAUUGUCAAUUGUGCUCUUUGUUGGUUCACACAUGUUCUAGUCUACUAUGGACUGAGUUUGAAUGCUGUUUCACUUGGAGGCAACAAAUAUGAUAAUUUCAUAUACAUCUCCUUGGUUGAGAUUCCAGGAUUUUUAAUACCGUUUCUAACAAUGGAUCGAUUUGGCAGACGAUAUUCCUUGUUUGGAUAUCUUGUAGUGUGUGGAAUUUGCAUUGGAGCUACGAUAUUUCUUCCAGUUGGUAUGUAUGGCAUUCAAUUGACACUGUUCCUUCUUGGAAAAAUGGCAAUAGCUGCAUCGUUUCAAGUUUUGUAUUUUUACACUUCGGAAAUAUUUCCAACAAAUGUUCGAAAUAGUUUGUUGUCAUUUUGUUCGAUGUUUGGGCGGAUUGGCUCGAUGGUGGCGCCACAGACACCUCUUAUGGCAAAGUAUUAUGAACCCUCGCCUGCGAUUCUUUUCUCGGCAUGUGCACUCAUUUCUGGAUUCAUGGCAUUACUAUUUCCCGAAACAACUGAUGUCAUUUUACCUACAACAAUGCUCGAAGCUGAAGAAAUUGGACAGAAAAAAAAAGCUAAGGAGGUUGAAACAGGAAACACGUAGCUGUCCAUGAUAUUAUUAAUAUUAUAAACAUUUGUUUAUAUAGAUUUAUGUUAACUUAGAUUCCUUAAAAACAUAUACAUAUUUACAUGUGAAUAUAUUACCUAACUAUAUUUUAAGUUAUUUAAAUAAGCUCAUUUAAUGUAAGUUAACUUUUAAGUAAUUAAAGUAGUUUUAAGACUUUGUUAAACAAUUAUUGUAAUUUUUUUGACUGGAAACAGUUUUGUCAAUCACCGAAAAUUGUACAUAUUUUUGUUAACUAAUUUAAUCUUCAUUUAAUCUUCAAAGAGCAGUAGUAUGGAAGCCAACUGCUGUAAAACAUCCAUUUCGUCAGACCAAAGGCUAAUCUGGCGCAGAAUUUAUAUGUCUGUAAAAAUAUAAAUACUGACCUAACCAGAUCCCGAGGUACUUCUCUACACUUUUGCUCGUUAAUCUCUGCCCGUGGAGAUCAACGAUGACCAUCGUGCGACAAUUCUUGCAAGUAUCCCUUUGGGCCCUAGCCUACAAAGCCCAGAACAAAAUUCUCUUCCAUUGCUGGACGUUUUGUUUCAGUUUUUAGUUUACAUUGGUAAUAGGAUCUACACCUGCUGACUUUUUGUUCCUUAUUGAGUUGAAGAUGAGCUGGAGCUAAAUUGAAGUUAAUCACAAGAGACUUGGCCCCGUUUGCUGGGCGAUUAUGACAUUUGCCAAGAAAUCGUCAAUGAACCGCAAUCAAUCGAAAGUGAUGUAUUAAGGCUCUGUAUUCCAGGUCUUGGUUGGGGAGAAUCUUAUAACAUUCAACUUGUACACUUGCAGAAAAGCACCCCACUGCCUCUACCUUUUCCUUUAGGUGCAACUAUUUUCAUGAAAAAAGUCACUCAAAAUCUUAAAACCAACAACUUCUUAAUGUUCAUUCUAAAAACUGUGACAUACAAACAUAUGUUAGUAUUCUGUACUUUAAAAAUAAUUUUGAAUAUUCAACUUUGUAUUCAUAUAGAAUUUUGUGUCAACAAAUUUUGACAUCGAGAAUUUUAAAUACCCCAAACCCCCAAACCUUAAAAAAAGAGGCUGGGAUGCGACCCACAUUGAUAACUUCCCAUCCCGUCUGUCGAUUUGUCUUGCUUAAAAGUUUGUCUAUAUGUACUCGUAUCAAUUUUUACCAAAUUUGCGUACUAUUUUUUGUAGAUUUUAUUUUUUAUGAAAAAACGGACUGUUGGAAUUUUUUUUAUAAAAAUUACUGAAUAUCGAAAACAAUAUUUUCUGUGAAAUAAAAUAAGUUUGAAGCCAA